Sorghum bicolor (sorghum) is the source of this 1021-nucleotide messenger RNA. Its product is annotated as non-specific lipid-transfer protein-like protein At5g64080. The record is from RefSeq and is a predicted model, not a curated record. Lineage: Eukaryota; Viridiplantae; Streptophyta; Magnoliopsida; Poales; Poaceae. The transcript has 2 exons. The coding region runs from base 130 to 660 and encodes 176 amino acids.
GCGAGCAGGGGCUUAACAAGUCAAACGGCCCCGGCCGGCGAUCUUCCGCCUCCCUGAACCUCGCAUCGUCACUCAUCAGUCAUCACACCCCGAUCGACCCUUCCGAAGCCUGCGCCAACGACGACGACGAUGCGUCCACGCGCGCAGCAUCUCGCCGCGCUCCUCCUCCUCCUCCUCGCCGUCGCCGUCGACACCGUCUCCUCCCGCCGCCACCAUCAUGCCCCGGCGGGCGCCCCGCACGGCGUCGUCGCCCCCUCACAGCACCUGUUGCCGUGCCUGGAGGAGCUUCUGCCGUGCACGGCGUACCUCAAGACCACCAAGCACCCCUCGUCCACGUGCUGCACGGCCAUGCACACCGCCGCGGCCGCCGAGAUGCCGUGCCUGUGCCGCCUCUUCGCCGACCCGGAGCUGCUCGCCACCUUCAACGUCACCAAGGAGCAGAUGUUCAAGCUCCCCGCCCGCUGCAACCUCCCCGUCGGCUGCCGCACCGGCACCUCCCCCCACGAGCCUGUCGUGGAAGCGCCGCCGCCGCCAGUCCCGGAGCAGCAGCACCACCACCAUCACGGUGCGUCGUCGAGGAGGGACGAGUUCAGGAGCAUCUGGAGCCUGGUCGCGUCCUUGGUUUUGGGCCAGAUGGUCCCCAUGGCUGCACUGUUUUAGUUUAGGCUGUUUUGGAUCAUGUCGAGGCGCCUGUUCCUGAAUUUUUCCUCUUAGUUUUUAGCGUUGUCAUAUCGGGAUGUUUUAUCGCCUCACCAGUUAGCUGUAAUGGAGACAGCGACAGAAUCUAUUUCAGAUGUACUAGUGAUAGAUAGGGAAUUGCACUAUGCAUGAGGGAUGCUUGUUAAUACAGUAUUAACUGAACAGAAUUAAUGGAUGACGAAACACUAGCUCAUUCUUCUCACUCAGCUCAGCGAUGACAAUGCAGAUCAGAUGUAAAUAAAAAUGCUUGAUGAUUAUCAGACUAGUAUAGAGGUAGAAACUGAGAAAAUAAUUUCAGGUUUCAUCUAUCAAUAUGUUUCUG